CUGAGCUGGAAAAGCUGCGCAGAGCUAGCUUCUCCAGCGGUGCUCUCCGGGCGCUAGGCAGGCAGCGAUUGCUGCUACCUCUUCCCGAGUAGGGUCGGCCUUCCGCGGCCAUCGGUCUGGCAAUGUAAGCCGGGGCACACGGCGCGGCCAGACCGCUGCCAUGUGGCUCAAGCCCGAGGAGGUGCUGCUGAAAAACGCUCUGAAGCUGUGGGUGACUCAGAAGAGCAGCUGCUACUUUAUCCUGCAGCGGCGCCGGGGGCACGGUGGGGGUGGCGGCCGCCUCACCGGUCGCCUGGUAGGUGCUCUAGACGCAGUGCUGGAUUCCAGUGCACGGGUGGCUCCAUUUCGAAUUCUGCUUCAAGUUCCUGGGUCCCAGGUUUAUUUUCCUAUAGCAUGUGGUGCAACAUUAGAGGAGAUAACCCAGCACUGGGACUGGCUGGAACAGAACCUCCUCCAUACCUUGUCUGUCUUUGAUAAUAAAGAGGAUGUUGCUAGUUUUGUCAAAGGGAAGGUAAAGGCUCUGAUUGCAGAAGAGACAAGUAGUCGGCUGGCCGAGCAGGAAGAAGAGCCUGAGAAGUUCCGUGAGGCCUUGGUCAAGUUCGGGGCCAGGUUCAACUUCCCUGAGGCAGAGAAGCUGAUUACCUAUUACUCGUGCUGCUGCUGGAAGGGCAGGGUUCCCCGCCAGGGCUGGCUGUACCUCAGCAUCAACCACCUCUGCUUCUACUCCUUCUUCCUGGGCAAGGAAUUUAAACUUGUAGUCCCUUGGGUUGAUAUCCAGAAAUUAGAAAAAACAUCCAGCAUCUUUCUGACGGCUACUAUUCGAAUUACCACGCAUAAUAAGGAGAGGGACUUCUCCAUGUUCCUGAACCUUGAAGAGGUGUUUAAGAUCAUGGAGCAACUGGCAGACGUGGCUCUGCGAAGGCUACUGGAUAAUGAGGGCUUUGACCUGGACCCAGAUCUGCAGGAGCCAAGUCAGAUUACCAAGAGGCAUUUGGAAGCUAGAGCACAGAAUGAAUUCUUCCGGGCAUUCUUCAGGUUGCCAAGGCCAGAGAAGCUACACACGGUUAUGGACUGUGCUCUGUGGACACCCUUCAGUCGCUGCCACACUGUUGGGCGGAUGUUCACUUCAGACAGUUACAUCUGCUUUGCCAGCAAAGAAGAUGGCUGCUGCAAUGUCAUCCUUCCGCUCAGAGAGGUUGUGAGCAUUGAGAAGAUGGAGGACACAAGUCUGCUGCCCAACCCCAUCAUCAUUAGCAUCCGCAGCAAGAUGGCCUUCCAGUUCAUUGAACUCAAGGACAGAGAUGACCUAGUGGAGAGUCUGCUCAUCCGGCUGAAGCAGGUGCAUGCCAACCACCCUGUGCAUUACAGCACCUUACAGGAUGAUGACAUGAUGUCACAUGUGUUUCAUUCAACAAGCAUGUGCAGUGGCCACAAGUUUAGGGAUCUUGAAAUGAUGUCUUCUCAAAAUAGUGAGGAAGGUGAAGAACAGCAAAGCCUGCAGCAGCACCCCCUGGCCCCAAAAGCUGUUUUGGAGCAGUUGGGCAGCCAGAGCCCUGACGUGCAAAUGUCCAGAGAACAGAUCAAAUUAAGCCUGUGGAAUGAGCACUUUAUGGAAUAUGGCAGAACUGUAUGUAUGUUUCGCACAGAGAAGAUCCGGAAGCUUGUGGCCAUGGGGAUCCCUGAGUCUUUACGUGGUAGACUCUGGCUGCUUUUCUCAGAUGCUGUAACCGAUCUCACUUCACAUCCUGGUUACUAUGGUAAUCUGGUAGAGGAGUCCAUGGGAAAAUGUUGCUUGGUGACAGAGGAGAUAGAACGGGACUUGCAUCGUUCCUUACCAGAGCACCCUGCCUUCCAAAAUGAAACUGGAAUCGCUGCUUUGAGGAGAGUUCUGACGGCCUAUGCCCACCGGAACCCCAAAAUUGGGUACUGCCAGUCCAUGAACAUCCUGACUUCUGUCUUGCUGCUGUACGCCAAGGAGGAGGAAGCCUUCUGGUUGCUAGUUGCUGUGUGUGAGCGGAUGCUUCCUGACUACUUCAAUCACCGAGUCAUUGGGGCGCAAGUGGACCAGUCUGUGUUUGAGGAGCUUGUUAAAGAGCACCUGCCUGAGCUGGCAGAGCACCUGAACGACCCCUCAGCCCUGGCGUCCAUCUCACUCUCAUGGUUCUUGACUCUGUUCCUCAGCAUUAUGCCCCUGGAGAGUGCAGUGAACAUUGUAGAUUGUUUCUUCUAUGAUGGGAUCAAAGCCAUCUUCCAGCUGGGGCUAGCUGUGUUGGAUGCCUGUGCCAAAGACCUCUGCAGCAGCAGGGAUGAUGGUCAAGCCUUGAUGGUCCUCAGCAGGUUUUUGGAUCACAUUAAGAAUGAGGACAGCCCUGGAUUCCCAGUUGGCAGCCACCACACGUUUUUCUCUGACGACCAGGAACCCUAUCUCGUGACUAACAUUGCUGACCUGAUCCGGGACUCCUAUGAGAAAUAUGGAGACCAGUCUGUGGAACAGAUUGAGCGCAUGCGCUAUAGGCAUAGGAUCAGGGUUCUCCAAGGCCAUGAAGACACCACAAAGCAGAACGUGCUCCGUGUUGUCUACCCAGAAGUCUCAUUUCUCCUGGAAGACCUUGAGGAACUCUAUGACUUAUUCAAGAGAGAAUAUAUGAUGAGCUGUUACUGGGAGCAGUCCAGGCCCAUGGCCUCUCGCCACGAUCCCAGCAGGCCCUAUGCAGAGCAGUACCGCAUAGACACCCGGCAGUUUGCCCAACUGUUUCAUCUUGUCUCGCCAUGGACCUGUGGGACCCACACGGAGAUCCUUGCUGAAAGGACUUUUAGGCUUCUGGAUAACAACAUGGACCAUCUUAUUGAAUUCAGAGCAUUUGUGAGCUGUCUUGAUACUAUGUAUAAUGGAGAAAUGAAUGAGAAAAUUAAACUGUUAUAUAGACUUCAUAUUCCUCCAGCACUUACUGAAAAUGAUCGAGACAGCCAGUCACCAUUAAAGAAUCCUCUGUUGUCGACGUCAAGACCCUUGGUUUUGGGGAGAUCAAAUGGUGAUACAACUGAUUAUCAGAAACAGCUAAAGCAGAUGAUUAAGGAUUUAGCCAAAGGAAAAAGUGAAACUGAGACUGAAUUGCCCCAAAUGAGCCAGAGAGAAUUUAUCCAGUUCUGUAAAACUUUGUACAGUAUGUUCCGGGAAGAUCCAGAAGAAAACAAUUUGUAUCAAGCCAUUGCCACAGUAACCACUCUGCUGCUGCAGAUCGGGGAAGUGGGGCACCGAGGUAGCAGCUCUGGAAGCUGCUCUCAGGACAGUGGGGAGGAGCCACAGGCUUCUCCUUCUCUGGAGCAGGACUCUGUAUUCGCAGACACUGAUCCUGGGACAGCUUCCCAGGAUGCCCAGGCAUUUCCUGAAGAGGCAGAAGGGGACUGGACAGUCUCCCUUGAGCAUAUCUUAGCUUCACUUUUGACUGAACAAUCAUUAGUAAACUUUUUUGAAAAGCCAUUGGACAUUAAAUCCAAACUUGGAAAUGCCAAGAUCAAUCAAUACAGUCUCAAAACUUUUGAAAUGAGCAGCCCAUCACAUCCUGAAAUCAAGCAAGACAGCAGUUUGCUGAGACAAGUCUGCCAUAACAAAGCAAGGAUCACAAAGCAAGUUUCAUGGGUUGUCAGCCCGUAAGUCCAGGUUUCAGGCUGAGUAUAUCCCACAAGCUGGGUAUAUACAGGUAAAUCAACCUGACAGCCCCAGCUGUGGCCAGGAUAACUUAUGUAACCCUCAAACAUGUAUUUCUAUUUAUUCUUAAGACAAUUACCAGUUUUGAAAUUUUCUUAAAUGGACAUUUCUGCUAUGCUUUUGUUCUGAGAACAAAAGUCCAGUGUAUCAUAUUAACCCACAAAUGCCCAAGCUUCUGUUUUACUUGGAUAAUGGGAGGUCCAGAAUCAAGUUCACUUCCAAAUCUAAGAGCCACUAUCUGUGCAAUUGCACUUGGCUUUUUUUGCACAAACUGUUUCAAUGCUGGUAAUUGUAACCAUUUCAAUAUAUUUGGUUGUAUUCACCUGUUCUUGCAAAAAAUGUAUAUAUACUUUCAAUGCUGGCCUCCAGAUUUUUAAAUAAAUUUUGUAUUGAUUUUGG
Artibeus jamaicensis (Jamaican fruit-eating bat) is the source of this 4108-nucleotide messenger RNA. It is a transcript of the gene TBC1D8, whose product is annotated as TBC1 domain family member 8. Lineage: Eukaryota; Metazoa; Chordata; Mammalia; Chiroptera; Phyllostomidae. The transcript has 19 exons. The record is from RefSeq and is a predicted model, not a curated record. The coding region runs from base 161 to 3655 and encodes 1164 amino acids.